AUGGAUGCCAUUGCCCAAUCCAAGUCAGAGAAAGUUGUGGGGGAUGCCUCUGUGAUACUUCUGUUGUGUAGGAAAGCGAGAGUUAAACCUUUGACAGGUGAAAUUCAGGUGCUGCCAUCCAAGGCAAUUGAUGCCAUAUGGAUUUGUAAGAUGAAUGUGGUUCCUAAAACCGAGGAUACUAAUAGACAGGGAGAAGGAACUCAACCUGGUGAUAACAUGCAAAGGUCUGACCCAAUGCCUGAGUUACCCCCGGGAGUGACCCCCACUUACCGUUAUCACCACUAUGUGAACGAGGAGUCCUAUGCACACCAAGUAGAGAUGCGUAAUUUCUGA
This is a messenger RNA of Vicia faba (fava bean), 333 nucleotides long. The record is from the annotation of a GenBank genome assembly. Lineage: Eukaryota; Viridiplantae; Streptophyta; Magnoliopsida; Fabales; Fabaceae.